Messenger RNA from Vitrella brassicaformis, 1884 nucleotides. The record is from the annotation of a GenBank genome assembly. Lineage: Eukaryota; Vitrellaceae.
AUGCUGUUUAAGCUUGUUUGCAACAUGAUGUUGCAUGUUUGCACGGACACUCACACGUGUAAUUAAUCCACUGGAGGGACACUGAGACGCAUUAGUGAGUCUAUGUCAUCAUGGACGAGUCAGGAAACAAGACGACAAACAACAAAGAACACACACACACACACACACAUGCAGACGGACACGCACCUAGACAGAAAUGGGUCAGUCAGUCAGUCAGUCAGGAUGUCUGUACGAAACCCAAAAAGAAGCGAUAAAAAAGGCAGCAGCACAACCACCAGCAGCAGCAGAGGCAGCUUAGCUUUCACAUAAGAAAGAAAGCAGUAUGUAAGACAUCUGGCUGACCCCCCCAAAAGGACCAAACCGGUCGGCUAACCAGAAACCAACAAAAACAAGAAGGAACCGGCCAACCCCUCUCACUCUCCCCUCUAGGCCAUUUACCUACGCAUAUAGGACCCGCACCCAGCCCACCCGCGCCGGUCGUUUCAGUCCUCUUUGUCGAUAACGUCGGUGUCGUCUUCGCCGUUCCUGGUGGUCUCAUCGUCGGCAUCAGAGCCGUCCUCACUGCGGAUGUCGCCCUCCUUCUCAACUGCACUCAACAAUGAAUGACACACACCAAGCAGUGAAUGAAUGACACACACACACACACACACACAGGCAGGCAGGCAGGCAGGCAGUGUACUGCUGCUCAGUUUAGCUCACCUCCUUUGUUGACGAUCACUUUGACGAUCAUCUUGCUGAUCAGAAUAAACCAAAAGAUGUGCAAAAUCUGAUGAAGAAGGGAGAGAGGAACAAAGAGCAGCAGCAGCCACACAGACACCCAACAUGUGUGUGUGUGUGUGGUCAUCUAGCUGUCCAUCCAUCCCACCCCACCCACCGUGAGCAGCGACAGCAUGAAUGGCAGCAGUGUCGACCCGGCGGCCUCCUCGUAUCUCCAAUGGCAGUGCGGCUGCCACUCCCAGUACUUCAUCGGCGCCACCACACACACGACAGGGAACCACACCAGCCGCAGCACCAGAAACGACAGAGCGAACAGCCCGAAAAGCGUGUCCGACAGGACGCUCGGCCACACCGAGUAGAUGCAGCUCUUGGCGCUGUAGAGCAGCACAUCCACAGGGUCGUGCAGCAGGAGGACCACCAUCCCGACCCGCCAGUAGUUGCACGUGUAGGAUAUGCCGAUGAGCACCACGGUGGCGAUGUGGUGGACCAGCAUCUCGUAGAAGUCUUUCCUCUUGGUCUCCAGGAACAGGAAAAUGCCCGAGGAGGACCAGAAGGCCAUCUCGCCAAUGUAGAGCGCCUUGAUGGCGAGAGGCAUCGUCAUCUCGUCUGUGAGCAGACCCCUCCAGUACUCCUCCGUCUUGAACUCAAACAGCACCUUGCCGGCCCAGUCCGAGCAGUAGACACACAGCAGCGCCGCCGUCCACACCGACGAUGUCAGGUGCCACAGACAGUACCUGACCGCAUGUGAGCACAAACACGACACACAGACGGCGCGCGUGUGUCUAUCUGUCUAUGUGUCCGUGUGUUUCCUCACCAAGCAUUCUCCUGGAAUUUGAGUCUCUUUCCCGGCUUGGCCAUCUUGCCGCUGACGUAUCCGAGGAGGCUCGGCCACCUGCCUGUGUGCUUGUUGUGGGCGCCGCACACAAACAGCCGCACCACCAGCAGCACAACCAUCCACACCAACAGAUGCAGCAUGUCCGUCGCCCGCAGCACUGGGUUGGCGAAGUACCGCCUCAGUUCGCAUGGCAGCACGAACGACUUGAGGAACCGAUGGACGCUGCUCAGCGGAUCGGGGCCGUCAAGCAUGAUCGGUGAUGAGGACAGAUAAAUCAACACGAGGAUAGGCUUGUCUGCGGCACAGAAGGCCGACGAGCCAUCAAAAUCGGC